Molecule: messenger RNA, 606 nt
Organism: Ustilago hordei
Lineage: Eukaryota; Fungi; Basidiomycota; Ustilaginomycetes; Ustilaginales; Ustilaginaceae
Exons: 2
Coding region: 1-606 (201 amino acids)
Biological process (GO): endoplasmic reticulum to Golgi vesicle-mediated transport
Cellular component (GO): TRAPP complex; cytoplasm; nucleus
Source: RefSeq, a predicted model, not a curated record
AUGUCAGCAUCAGCACCAAGAAUACAAGCCCUAGCAAUCAUCUCACCGCGCAGCGGUCCCAUCUACGUCCGACAAUUCGGCAAGUCCCCUUCAGACCCCACAGCCGCCGACCUCCGAUACCACUACUUCGCACACUCCGCCCUCGACGUAAUGGACGAACGCACAUCCUCUCAAACCCGUACAACCGAACAAUACCUCGGACUCCUUUACACGCUCGAAGACCUUGCCGUAUACGGAUUCCAGACAUGCACACGGUUGCGCUUUUUGUUGAUGCUGCAAUUAAGCGAUCAUGCAGUGAGGGAUAUCGAUAUGUUGACGUUGUUCAGAGCGGUCCAUACGGUUUAUUUGCGGUGGUCGGCUGAUCCUUUCCAUUCCCUACCGCCAAGUAACUUUGCAGGCAAGGAAGAGGAGGGAGAGACGGGGCCGGGGAGAGAGCAAAAAGAGUUGGAGCAGAGGCAAGGGAUGAAUGUGCCGGUCAACUGUCGUCAGAUUAAGAGUGCUGCGUUUGAUGCAAAGAUCGAAAAGAUUGUUUUUGGAAGUUCGAAGACAGCAGCUGGAACACCGAGAGGAACAACGAAUGCAGCCCCGGUAGUAGCUGGUAAGUGA